Messenger RNA from Cinara cedri, 8767 nucleotides. NCBI's taxonomy places the organism in Eukaryota, Metazoa, Arthropoda, Insecta, Hemiptera, Aphididae. The record is from the annotation of a GenBank genome assembly.
AAAUCUUACUGUAGUUCUGUCAAAAUGGAAAUCCGGAAAUUGUCAUUUUUAUGAUAAUUUUCUGGACCAAAAACUAAUUGAGAUAUAUUAUAAUCACAUAUUCGUUAACUACUUGUUAAAUAAAAAAAUUCAAAUUUUAUGCCUGUGAUCAAAUAUUUUAUAAUUAUAAUAAUAAUAUGUAUAUACUCAGCCCUACGGUCGUUGUGUUCCUGAUAAUCAUCAGUAACAUUCAAGGUGAGUGUUUAAUUUAUGUUUCACCUAUUAGGUAUAUUGAAUUAAGUAUAAAUCAUUUAAUUUUAGGUAAACGCCUCAAUAAAUAUGUGUCUCAUUUCGAACCUGUUACGUAUGAUCAUGAACAUUUGGCCCAUAGUCAUGAAAGGGCGAAACGAUCAGUAACUAAUAGUGACAGUAAUGUGCAUGUAACGUUUAAGGCACACGGUCAUCACUUUCAAUUAAGACUUCGUCGAGAUUUAGAAACAUUUUCCAAUACUGUAGAAGUGUUAGAUAGUUCCGGAAAUCGGAUACAUCCUAAUGAUGUAGAUACAUCUCAUAUAUAUCAUGGUUAUAUUGUUGGUAAGUUGUCAUUUUUAAAUUACUUACCUAAAUUUUUAUUUAAAAUUAAUCCAUGGGUAAAUGGAUAAAUGGUUCUUGUAGAUUUUUGUUUAACAUAUAUAUUAGUAUACAUUGAGCUAAGUUGAGAAUUUAAAGUUAUAAUUAAGUAUUUAACUUGUGAUAUUUUAUUUUUAUUGAAGAAACAAUACUUUUAUUUCAGUUUAAACCAACUACAUCAAUAGAAAUUUGAUCAUAGAGUUUAUUAAAAUUGUUCACUGUUUUCAUAAUUUUGGUUUUAAACAUUUUAGUGUCCAAUUAUGAUCUGUUGUAUCUACCUUACAUUUGGUUGUUCAGGUCUGUGUUUAUGUGUUGGAAGUAAGUUGUUAUGCUCUUAUCUAACUUUAUGAAUUAUUUUCCAUUGCCUUUUUUGACUAAUCAGACUUUCUAUUUUGAAUAGUUAAUAAUAUAAAACCAACAUAGAUGCAGAUAAUUUUUGUGGAAAUGUUCUUUAAUUUAUUAAUUAUUAUUAAUUGGUAGUGAAUAUAUUUGCAAUUAUUAUAUUAUUAAAUCAUUAAUUAUUGUUCAUAAAGUCAUAAUGUUUUCCUAAAUGUUUUGUAAUCAAAACUACAAGUUAAAAUUUAUUACUCGAAUAGGUAGGUACUUUUUUAUCAAUAUUAUUUUUGAAAUGUUUUAAACUUAAACUAAUGUUUUAUAUUAAAAAUAGUUUUUAAAGAAAAAUAAUUAUAAAACAAAUAAUCUCAUUUUUCUUGUUCCAUACAAAAUUUUAAAUUUUUCUAACUAUUAUGUAAACCAGCAGUUUUUAAACUGUAGUAUGUGUUUCACUGGUAGUACGCAGAAGGUCACACGGUGUACAGAAAAAAAAAUUAAAUAAUAUUCAUACAAAAUAUUUUUAAUACACCUAAUACUAUAUUUUAUAUUAAUAUUGUAUUGAGGUAUUUUACUGUCUUAUACUCUUAAUGUUUUGAAAUAAAUGCAAAACCAUUAUGAAUUGCUCAAUUUUUAGUUGUAUGUGACAGAUCUAUAAUACAUAUAAGUAGUACGCAAAAUUAAAAGUUUAAAAACCUCUGAUGUAAACAAAUAAAAUGUUAUUAGUACAUAAUAUAAACAAUUUAAAUUAUUAUUUAGACAAAUAGUAAUAUGACCCCAAUUAUAAUUUAUGAAACUAUGAUUACAAUUAAUUAUAAUUUAGUUUAAUUUCCUUACUUUUAUUUGUUAAAAGAGGGGGAAUUUAGAUCAAGGCUAUAAUUCAAGUGGGGUUACCUUCUUUUGUAAGCCCCUUUUUUCAACACAAUAAAUAUUAAUUGAUCAUUAAUUUCAGGGUCGGUAAAUUGGUUAAAACAAGUAUUAAAAUACAUUUUUAGUUUGUCACUCAAUAAACCACUAAUAUUAAUAUUUUAAAAUUUAAAAUCUCGAUAGCAAACAUUAUAAGUUAUCGGUUACCUAAAUAUUGUUUAAUUUACUGCAAAUAUAUUCAUUCAUUCAUAUUGUAUUUAUUUUCACUUUGAAAAAACGCCUUUUUUUGAUGAAUGUAAACUUAUUUAGCCUAUAGGCAUCCAUUAUGAUGAUUUAUUUAAACCUAGUUCUAUGACUUAUGCAUCUAGUUUUAGAUUCUGAGUGAAGCGAGGAAUGUAUUGGUUUUACUGUGUUAUUUAUUUUUAAUUUUUUCUGUGGACAACUUUUCCUCCAGGAAUUUUACUCCGAUUUACAAUAUCAACACUUUUUCUAAAAGGAAAUCUGUUUAGGGAGGGUUUUUUUUUCCCAGGAGUUUUCCUAAUACAUGAGAAAAACGGGAAACUGUUCGAAAUGUAGAUAUUAGUAAAAAAAUAUUAAGACUUUUUUUUUCCCCCCCUGUGAACAACUUUUCUAUUGGAAAUUUUACUCUGAUUUAAAAUAAUAGCACUUUUUCUGAUACAAAAUCUGACUGAGGUGGUACUAUAGGGAGGUAAUUUUUGAUUUUCCCAGGAGUAUUCCCAAUAAAUGGGAAAAUAGGUACAAUAUUAAACAAAUAUUAUUCAAAGAAAUGUUUAUUGCAUAUGUAAUUAUUUUACCAUAUGACAUAUAAAUUGUUGACAAAGCAACACUAUCAACCGUACUCUGCUCAGAAUCGUUUUUUCCUUCAUAAUGGUUAAUCGUUGCUUACAGAUAUAUAUUAAAAUACUGUUUAUAUCUUACCUUCCCAACUUCCCACUUACAGUAGUGACUGCACCCGUCUCUAUUAUCCUAGAACAACUUUUUUUUUCAGUUUUACCUUCUACAUAUGUCUAUAUUUAUAUGAAUAUAUUAUAAUUCUUAAGCAUUGAAGUAAAAAUUUAGUCUUAAUUGUAAUUAUACUUUUUGUAACACUUACUGUAUAAUAUAGAAUAUUUAUUAUAUUUUACAAUGUGAAAAAGGGAAGAGAUGACCUAGAAAAAACUUUAUGUCGCUGAUUUUUGGGGAACUUGGCUUAAAAUACAUUAAAAGUGUUAAUAUUAAAAUUAAAAUAUAAGACAAAGGAAUAGAAAAGAGUUGUAGGAAAGCAAUACCCAUUUGAAAAUUAAUAGACCUAAAGAAGAAGAAACAGUGUAACAAAUCAGUCUAUUAUUUCUUUUUUUAAUUUUAAUUUACAGAUGAAACAAACAGUGUAGUGUUUGGUUCAAUAAUUGAUGGAGUUUUUGAAGGAAAAAUCAUAUCACCAAAAAAAGGAAACUAUUUUAUAGAAAAAACUAAUAAAUAUAUUCAUCCUCAUGGUCACCUUAAAGCCAAUGAAGAUUUUCAUUCUGUUAUCUAUAAAGAAGAUGAUGUGGAUAAUCCAUAUCAUAACUCUUCUAGUGAUUAUAUUAUUAUUUAUUAAUUUACUAAAUUUGAAUUAUAGUAAAAUAUUUUAUUCUUAAAAUAUUUUAGGUCAUUUUAGUGGAUGUGGAGUAACAGGAUCUACAAAACAAAGUAUGGAAACAAUCCAAUAUUCUGCUAAUCCAUGGAAUGUUCAACAGCAAGAUGAAGAAAGACCUGCUUAUAAGUACACAAGACAAGCAGCUGAUGAACACCAUCAGCACCAAGGACCUGUUCGAACAAAACGUGCUACAAAACUUAAGGAAGAACGCAAUACUUGUUCACUAUAUAUCCAGACAGACCCUUUGUUAUGGAAACAUAUAACAGAACAAGUAAAUAGUCUUAAAAUUUAUUUUGUCUUCAAAUUUUUGUAUUUUAUUAAAUAUAUUUUAUAGGUUGGUCAAGAUAAAACAAAAACAAGAGAAGAAAUAUUGUCAUUAAUAGCUCAUCAUGUUACUGCUGUUAAUUAUAUCUAUAGAGAUACUAAAUUUGAUGGACGCAUUGAACACAGGAAUAUUAAAUUUGAAGUUCAACGAAUUAAAGUAAAUAAUAUAUUUAUUUAUGUGUGCUUAGUAAUUAUUAUAUUCUUGUUAAUUUUUAAAUUAUUUUUCUUUUAAUUGUGCUUAAAUAUUUUGAUUAUUUUAAAGUUUUACUAAUUUUUUUUCUUCUAGAUUGACGAUGACGAACCUUGUCAUGCUAAAUGGUCCGGUGAACAAAAUCCAUUCUGUAUGGAGAAUAUUGAUGUUAGUAAUUUUUUAAAUUUGCAUUCAUUGGGAAACCAUGAAGACUUCUGCCUAGCAUAUGUGUUUACCUAUAGGGAUUUCACUGGAGGCACUUUAGGUCUAGCUUGGGUUGCCAGUGCAUCUGGUAAUUAAGUUUUAAUAAUUCUAAAAUAUUUGGCUCUUUUGUUAUUUAUUUUUUUUUUUUUUUAUCAGGUGCGUCUGGUGGAAUUUGUGAGAAGUACAAAACAUAUACAGAAACUAUUGGUGGUUUAUAUCAAUCAACUAAACGUAGUUUGAAUACGGGUAUUAUAACAUUUGUUAACUAUAAUAGUAGAGUACCGCCAAAAGUUUCACAGUUGACAUUAGCCCAUGAGAUUGGUCACAAUUUUGGAUCGCCGGUCUGUAGAAUAAAAUAUAUUUAGUUUUCAUUGUUUUAUUUUUUUAUUUUUUUAUUACAGCAUGACUUUCCACUUGAAUGUCGGCCAGGUGGUUUAAAUGGUAAUUAUAUUAUGUUUGCAUCUGCUACUAGUGGUGACCGUCCAAAUAACAGUAAAUUCUCUACAUGCAGUAUAGCUAAUAUUAGUAGUGUAUUGGAUGCCAUACAAGAUAAUAAAAAAAGAAACUGCUUUAAAGGUGCAAAUUUAAUUAAUAAUUUUUUAAUUUUUAUUUGUAUUUAAACCUAUUAAUUAUAUUUAACAGCCAGUGAAGGUGCAUUCUGUGGUAACAAGAUUGUUGAAGACGGUGAGGAGUGUGAUUGUGGAUAUGAUGAUGAAGAAUGUGAUGAUAAAUGUUGUUAUCCUAGACAAGUUGUUGAAUCGGAACGGCUUCGUAAUAGUUCGGCUAAGGGUUGUGCUCGUCGAGCACAAACUGAGUGCAGGUAUGUUCAAAUUCAACAGAAAAUAUUAACUAGGAUUUAUUUUAUUUUAUUUUUUAAUUUAUUAAUGUUUUAUUGUUUGUUUAGUCCUUCACAAGGACCGUGCUGUUAUGCUGAUACCUGCCGUUUUAUUCCGUAUAGUCGUUCAGUUAAGUGCCGUGGUGAAGGUGACUGUAGUUUUAGUUCUUAUUGUGAUGGUACCACACCAGAAUGCCCUGUACCACCUGCUAAGCCUAAUAAAACCCGUUGUAAUGAAGGGACACAGGUAAAUACUUAAUGUUAUAAGUUAUAAUUUACAAAAUCCAUUUUAAAAUAAUUUAUAACAUGUUUUAUUAUUUUUUUUUUUAAGCUUUGCAUUAAUGGUGAUUGCACAGGAUCCAUUUGUUUGGAAUGGGGGUUAAAUGAAUGUUUUUUAACAUCACAAAUUAUACCUAACAUUGAUAAACGUAAGCUGUGUGAACUAGCUUGUAUGAAUGGCACUGAUUCACAAACCUGUCGAUCAACUAGUGAGUUUGCUGCCGCAGUUAAUUUACCUCUUGGUGGCAUUAGUCUUAGGCCAGGAUCCCCUUGUGAUAAUUUUCAGGUGUGAAAUAUUUCAAAUUUUCAUUAUUUUUAUUAUUUUAUAAUUCUGAAAGAAUUUAGUAAAUAAACCCAGUAAUAUAUUAUUUUCUUUAGGGUUAUUGUGAUGUAUUUUACAAAUGUAGAGCGGUUGAUGCUGAAGGACCAUUAGCUAGAUUAAAAAAUAUGCUCCUCAACAAACAAACACUCCAAACUCUCCAACAGUGGGCUUUAGUAAGUAAUAAUUUUCUUUAAUCUAAUCAAAUGGUGACAAUAUUAAUAAGGAAAUACAAAUCAAUUAUGUAUUUUAGAAUUUAAAUUUAAUCUACAUUGAUGAGUACUAAAAUUGCAAUAAAUUAUCUUGUAAAUAUAAAAUAUCUAUUAUAUAGUUGUUGUUUUUAGGAAAACUGGUGGGCUUGUAUGUUAAUGGGUGUAACAUUUGUUAUUAUAAUGGGAGUAUUCAUAAAAUGUUGUGCAGUACACACACCAUCUUCAAAUCCAAAGAAACCUCCUGCACGAAGGUUCAGUGAAACGUUAAGAAGACCUAUUACAACAUUGCGUAGAAUGGUAAUUUACUAACAUUUAUUGUUUUUAUUGCUUAUACUAAUAUAUUUUUUCAUACAGAGACAUCAUCCUCAAGCAUAUGUAUCACAACCCAGAUCUAGUAGAGUUCCAGCUCAUGGAUAUGGUGAGGGUAGAGGUCAUUAUUAUGCACCCAGAGGUAGUACAUAAUAAUUAGUACCUAAUUGUGUUGACCUGUUUUUUUUAUUAUUAAAAUUUGUAGCAUCUGCGCCCCCUGCUGCACAAGGUCAUUCAGAUCGCCGAAAUGCAUUCCCAAUGAGGCAUCAGCCACAACAUAAAGUGUGAUAGUAAGUUAAUGAUAAAAUUAUUUUUAAAAAUUAAUAUUGAGAUGAGUUAAAUUAACUAUCUAACAUUUUUAAUAUUUAACUGUCUUUUUAGUGUUCAAUAAUAAAUUUAAAUAAGACAGAACUGGUAAAUUGUUUAAACUCAAAUAAAUUGUUUAUCAUAAUGAGUGUCUGUUAAUAAUUAAUCUAGUUGGCGUAUUGAGAGGUUAUCUUUCAAUUUUAGUUUUCUACACAAUCGUAAAAAUAACUGACAAUUUUUACGAAAUAUUUUUAUACAGUAAAUUCCUUUUAAUGUGGGCAGGUUGGGACUCUUUACAUUUAUCUACACUAAGUACUUGCCCAUUUUAACCAAAAUAAUUAUCAUUAUAAAUUAGAACCGAAACCAGACCAUUAUGUCCAUAUUAGGCGAUUGCUCAGAUUAAAUGGUGGCAUAUUAAACGGAAUCUACUGUAUUGUUUUUCUUUAUUAAAACAAACAAUUUGUAUACAAAUUACAUAUAAUACAAUAAGCAAAUUUUAGAAUAAUAGAUAAAUAGACACGGUGAAGGAAAGUUAAAAUAACUUCAAAUAAUGAGUUUUUUAAUUAUUUAAAUUCCUUUUAAACUCUAUUUUUAUUUAGUAUAGGUUUCUUUGAUAAAAAGAUCACAUGAUCAAAAUAGAAAAACGUAACAUUGUAAUUUAGUUUAAUACUUCAAUUUUGAGUUUGAUUGACUACAAAAAGAAUAUAUUUGUAAAAAUAUAAUAAUUAUUAAUUUAUAUUUUUUUUUUUUAGUUGUCAAGUUUGACGGCCCUAAACCAAAGUUGAUAAUGGCAAUCCGAAAUAUUCGGUAAUCUUAUCAUCGUGUUUAGAAACUAUUAAAUUUAUUUAUGUAUUAAUGUUUUUUUGUACAUAGCCGAAUGGAACCAAAGUGAUUGAAUAUAAUAUAUAUGAAACUUAUAGUUGUAUAAUCACCCUGUGUGUGAGGUGCUGGUCACAAACAAAGGCAGAUUAUAAUUUGACAUAUUAUAUAUUUAUAUUUAUAUAUUUUUUUCAUUCCUUAUAAGCAUUUUUAAAAAUAAAUGUGUAUGACUAUUGUAUAUCAAGAAAAAUAAUAUAUAUAUAUAUAUAUUAUGUAUACAUUUUUAUUUGAAAUGUUCCUUCAUUUUGAAUUUAGGAUCAAAUAAACUAUUUAUGAUAAAACUUACCAAAAUAAUGAUGUAUUUUUAUUAUAUAAUAUGUGUACAUUUUUGUAUUUAAUUAAAUAACGGAAACAAAAAAUGUAUUUGUCAAGGGAAAGGUAAAUGAUACCACUCCGAAAUAUCAACCAUUUUUGUUUCUUUUAAUCCGCAUUUUUUUUUAAAAAAUUUAAAUUUGACAUUUUUUAUUGUUUUUAUUAUAUAGAAUUAUUUUUACUCAUUUAUCAUAGUCAUAUAUAUUUUUGAUACAAUCUGCCUUUGUUUGCUUGAUUUUUUUUCCCACCAAAUAUUUUAUUUAUAUAGAACAAAAAAGUAUUUAUAUUAUAUAUUAUCUUCCUAUUAUUUAUGUAACUCAUGAACAAAAUAUUACCUACUUAAAACUACUUCAUUUCACAAAUACUCAUUAAUUUAUCAUAAGCAUAAUAUAUUAGUCUAAGUGUAAUACAAAUAUAUGAUUUAUUUAAUAAAGACAUUUUCAAUAUAUAUUUUAAAUUAAUUAAAUUUGUAAUGUAUGAAAUAAUAAUAAUAUAGGCGUCCUGAAACCCAAUGGUUGUUUUUUUAUUGUAAAUUUUAUAUUAAGUCGAGUUAUUCAUAAUAUUUUCAUAAUAUUUUAGGUAAAACCUAUAGAAUUUAGUAAUUUAUAUGUAUUAUCUAUAAUGGACGCCUUUAAAAUACAACCCUAGUUAAUUAAGUUUUACAUAAUUAUAUUUUGUUUUCCUACCAUUAAUAAGCAUAUACAUUAUUAAUAAGCUUCUAUUGUUUCAAUGACCAAAUUUUAAUAACUGUUAACUGCCCUACCAUUUUAGUUUUCUACCUUUUUUUUAAAUAUUUUUAUUAUAUUAUUUUAACUUUUAAUAUUACAAUGAGAAUUAUUGUGUUUAAGUGGUUUGUUGUGCUAUUUAAUGAAAAUCUGGUCAAGUGCCUAAAUGGUUUUUUUUUUUUUUGGUUUUUAAUACCAGAUUCUCGUGUGUACUAAAAUUUAAUUAACCUUAAUCCUUGAAGAACAUUUAUGAUUAGCAAGAUGGAUGGUAUCAUAUGCUCUUUAAAACCUACUUACGAAAAUGGUUUUUGAAAUUGUAAAACAUUAUUUUAACUUUCAAUAUUUGUUUAACAAUAAAAAUGGCUUUUGUUUUUAAAGCGCCUCUACUCAAAAUUUGUUUUCUCUAUCUAUCUUGAAUGUAGUAUAGCAAC